Molecule: messenger RNA, 1509 nt
Organism: Suillus subalutaceus
Lineage: Eukaryota; Fungi; Basidiomycota; Agaricomycetes; Boletales; Suillaceae
Product: acid protease
Exons: 5
Coding region: 183-1394 (403 amino acids)
Biological process (GO): proteolysis
Molecular function (GO): aspartic-type endopeptidase activity
Source: RefSeq, a predicted model, not a curated record
CGGAAGUUCAAUAAUUGUUCAAACAAAUAUUACAUUGAACUUCUGAAGACGACCAUCAUAUGGAUACCUAUAGUCACGCCAAGCUGAAUUCCCUUCUUCGGUUCCCUUUCAUAUAGCAUAAAAUGCGGGGAUGUCUGACCGUUUAUAAGUAAUCACCGUUCCUUCUUCCUCCAGUUGAAGCCAUGUUGCCACUGACUAGCCUGAAAAUCGUCCUGUCGUUCCUGCUCGUCGUCGGAUCCCCAGUUUUUUCUAUUCCCUUGAACACCCACACAACCGCUGUUAGCCUUGCCGCUAAAUUCAAAGCAGCUGGUGUGACCAAUAUCGUCGCAAGCGAUAGAGCACGCGCUCAAUCGCUGCAUCAGGCUGCGAAAAUCGGCAAGCAGUAUGCAAAUGCAUCCAUCACCAACGUCGCACCCAUAGGUUACACUGUACAGGUGGGUAUCGGUAAUCCAAUGAAGCACUAUGGACUUCUUGUGGAUACUGCUAGUGGUAAUACAUGGAUUGGAGCAGACCAGUAUUAUACCAUUACCAGGACCAGUACUGACACUGGAAACACAGUCGCUGUCUCCUACGGAUCCGGCAAUUUCUCUGGGAAAGAGUACCUAGACACUAUCACGCUGAACUCAUUGAGCAUCAGCAACCAAUCGAUCGGGGUGGCAGACACAUACCAGGGCUUUCGCGGUGUCGACGGCGUCCUUGGUAUUGGUCCCGUGAGCUUGACAAAGGGCACGGUGUCUAACACGGACACAGUUCCCACCAUCAUGGACAACCUCCUCAGCCAAAAGUCCAUACACUCUGAGAUCCUUGGUGUUUACUUGGUUCCUGUAUCGGAAGAGGAUUCGACUGGCACACUCACUUUUGGUGGUUGGAAUAGCUCUUUGAUGACAAGUGACAUCACAUAUGCCCCCAUUACAACUGCCUCGCCCGCUCGUAAUUACUGGGGAAUCGACCAGUCUAUCACUUACGGCAAUUCAACCAUCUUGUCUUCGGCGGCAGGAAUUGUCGACACUGCCACUGUACUCAUUCUAAUUGCGACGGAUGCCUUCGAUGCUUAUAAAACUGCCACUGGUGCUACCUUGGAUGAGACCACGGGGCUGCUCAAGAUUACUUCAGACCAAUACAGCCGCCUGAAACCCCUCAUAUUUACCAUCAGAGGGACUGCGUUCACACUCACUCCUAACGCGCAAAUCUGGCCUCGCUCAAUGAAUAGUGUCAUCGGUGACACCAGCGGCAACAGUGAUAACAUUUACCUUAUUGUUGCGGAUAUUGGCAGCGAAACCUUCGGUUUCGUCAGCGGGUACACAUUCCUCGAACGUUUCUACAGCAUCUUUGAUACCACGAACAAGCGGGUUGGAUUCGCCACGACGGCGUAUACUGAGUCGACUUCGAACUGAGUGUAAGUAUAUAUUGCACAAUUGAAUCUACAAGACUGCGGGCUGGAUCCGCUCGAGGUAUUAUUCCACGCAUACUCUGUAACGCAAUGUGAAUACAACCCCCAUUUCAACAUGA